GGGAAGGAUUUCACCUUUGCAAAUGAAGUUGUCAGCUUGCAGGGGUGGAUGCCGGCCCUUUUGUGUGUAGCUCCAGCAUGCAGUCGAAGAGGCUUACCACUGAGCCUCCAUGUAUAACAGAAGACGUGUUUGAAGACUGCUUAGCCACAGAUGAUAUGCUUGUGGACUACUUCAAUGAAUUUUUGAGUCUUCCAACUUUUGCCCAGCCAGUUAAAUUUAACCCUGACUUUGGGGUUUUUGAAGUAGUUAAUGAUGCCCCACAACGCCUGGAAAACCAGCUGAAAAAAGUUCUACAUGAUCAGAAACCUCCAAACCCCAUUUAUGAUGUUAUAAGGAAAGCAAAGAAUGAUGGGCAGCUUUCCAAAAAGAUCAGCGCUUCUCCAGUCUUCAAUAUUGAUCCAAAUUACAACACUAUGCGCCUUGAUCGAGAACAAGCAGUGCAGUGGAUUAAGAAAGAAAGACUUCCAGCUUUUCUAGAAAGUGAUUGCUACUUCGAAUACAGGCUAGCUAAAUUGAUAUCACAAGUAGAAUGGAGCCAGACUGGCAUUAAUUUCAUUAUAGACAGUAACUAUUAUCCCUGGAUAAGGAAGGAAGUUCCUAGUCCUCCCUCUCCUGAAGAGGAUGAGACUUCAUUCACUAUGAAGAAGUUCUAUGUAUCACUUGGCCAGGCUACAGUUUCUCAGACAAAGGAUUGGUUUACGUUAGCACAGGAAAGUGAUUGCACAAAAACUACAGAUUCAUUUACGCGUCCCGUAGCUUCUAGUCAAAUUCACGAUAUUCAGCAUUUGCCUGAGAUGCAUGAAAGAGAUGAUUCAUUAAGUGACAAAACUGGCCUAGCCACCAGCCAGUCUGCCGAGAUUGAGAGUGACGUGGAUUUCCAUAAACAGCCUGAAGUGUUUGCACACGAGUUAGCAGAUAAUGAAGUUGCCUGUGGUACAGCAGAGCCACUCUUUUCCCAAAGUUCUUCUCCAUUUACAGUCUUAGACUCCACAAGAGAUGUAAGAGAACAGGAUACUGAAGAAGUGAGCUUAAGAUCAAGUUCUGAAAGUGAUGGGGCUGACAGUAGGGCUGCCUGGUGUAUUAGCCACAAAACGUAUGAUGCCGGCAACAGAAAUGAGUUUGAAAGAUUCAAGAAAUUCAUUAAAGGAACACUUGGGGAAAGGUAUUGGUGUCUCUGGAUGGAUAUUGAGAGACUAAAGGUUCUUAAGGACACUACAAGGCAACAAAGGCAACUUGAUAGGAUGAAAAAAUUCUAUCUGCUGAGCAGUGGAGACUAUUUCCUCACUUCUGAAGUGUUAUUCAGACUUGAUCUGCUACGUGGAGAUCAGUGGAAUAUAAAGCAUUUAAGGCGUAUUCAGCCUGAAGUAGUGAAACCUCUUCUUCUUUACUGGGGUCCCAGAUUCUGUGUCACUCAUUCAACAGCAAUAGAUACUGCCAGUGCACAACUGAAGUUCUGGCACACGUGCCAGGAGAGACCGAGGGUAGACAUUGAUCCUUUCCCACAAAUGGUAUCAUUGCUGCCAUUGACACCUAAAUCUUGCGUGCCCAGAAUGCUUCCUCAGCUAAUUCAUAGGGAUAAUGGAGGAAAAACAGUGGGAGAGAUUUCCUGUUCAGAAGCAGCUGAGUUCAGGAUGAGAUUCCCAUUGAGCACAGCAGGAAUGGGCCAGAAGCAGCUGCUUCUUACAGAGACCAGUUCUGGCUUCACGAGGUGUGCUAAUGACCCAGGAAUAGCUAGAAGUAGAACCAGCACACCAACAUUUUUGAAACUAGCCACACCAGAUUUCUCUUUGAAGAAUUCAUCAAGGUUAUCACCUAUUUUGUCAUCACGUCAGAGCCCCCAAAGGGAUGACUUUUCUAGCAGUAGAAAGUGGCCAAAGUCAGUGAGCAGGGACGUGAUACCUUGUAUAACUUUGGAUGACUCUACAGAAGUGAAAUACCAGGCUCGUAGAAAGUACACCUAUGCUGAGUUGCUCCCAGAACCACCUAUGGGAUACUAUGGUCAUUUUGCUGCUCUACGCACCUUAAGUCAUCAGAUUUACUCCAUAAAACAUGAAUAUUUAAUAGGAAAAAGUGCUGCUGGCAGUGCUGUCUUAGGGAGAUCAAUAAUGGAAAGCAUGCUGCAGUCUCUUUAUUUGGAGAGCAGAGCAGGCUACUACUUCACACACUUCUGUGAGAAGUCAGGGAAUAAGUUGUGGAAGAACAGUGCGUACUUUUGGGCUGACCUACAGGCUUAUCAUCAGCUUUUCUACCAAGAAACUCUUCAUCCCUUCAAAAUAUGCAAGCAAGCUCAAUUCCUUUAUGCAACUUACAUUGCCCCAUCUGCCAGUAUGGACAUUGGACUUCAUCAGAGGAAGAAAAACAUGAUUUAUCAGAAAAUUGACCCAGCUUUUGAGGAUCUUUUUGACUUAGCAGAAGAAUAUAUCCUCAUUCUUCUGCUAGAACCAUGGAUGAAAAUGGUGGAAGCAGACAAGUACAGUUACGGAAAGGUGGAGUUGGUGGAAGAAACUCGACAGCUGGACUCCGUGUACUUUAGAAAGCUCCAGGCUUUGCAUCAAGAGAGUGUUUCCAAGAAGGAUGAGAGUACUGUUGCUGACACUGGUCUGCCAUCCUGCCCUGAUGUUCUCAAAGUUGCUCAGAACUUGUGUCCAGUUCCCAAAGAAUCGGGAGGUUCUAAUCUGUAUGAUCUGAUCCACGACAAACAGAAGUUAGAAAAGUUCUGGGUUUUUCUUAAUGAGCACUCUGCUGGGAUGGAUCUCAUGUGCUGGGUAGAUAUUGAACAGUUCAGGAGGAUGCUCCACAAGGAUAAAGAAGGAAGGGAGGAAAAGUCCAAGGACAUUAAAAACAAGUACUUGAACAAAAAAUACUUCUUUGGACCCAACAGCCCAGCUACCAGACAGCAACAAGAACAGCUAAUGCAUUCAGGUGGAGGAUGGGGACAAAUCCUUCAUGAUCGGCUUCCUCCAGCGGUUUUGCUAGAAAUUCAGCAGUGCAUCCAGAAGAGAUUAGAAGAACAAUGGCUACCAUUGUUCCUGGCAGAUGAACAACGUGUAUUUUUUGCUACAAAGAAGCUGAAGGAUCAAGUAAAGGACAAAACCGAAGAUCUCCUAAGCCAAAAGCAGGAGAAGACAACUAGGAUGUGGAAGCAUGUGGACAAUAAGUGGGUUUCUUCAUCUAGUGAAAUAAUUGCUUUCCGCAAAGUGCUGUUGAAUCCAGUGACAGCAAAUCAGUUUCAACGCUUUGUGUCCCUGAAAGGAGACCUCCUGGAGAACGGAGUGCUCUUCUGGCAAGAGGUACAGAAGUAUAAGGACUUGUGCCAUUCUCAUUGUGAUGAUGCCACAGUCCAGAAUAAGAUCACGGCUAUCAUCGACCGCUUUAUUAAUUCCACCGUACCCCCAGCUUUGCAGAUUGACAUCCCAACUGAACAAGCACAGAAGAUUUUGGAGCACAGGAAAGAACUAGGACCUUACAUUUUUAGAGAGGCGCAGAUGACUAUUUUUGCUCUUCUGUUUAAAUUUUGGCCAAAAUUUUGUAAGUUUCAAAGCCGUUUGGAUAGUGAUGAAAUUUUGCUUGCCUUGGAGAGAAAAAAAGGAAAAAAGAUGCAAAAGAAGGAAGGCAAAACAUUAGAGGAAAGGCUUGCAAAGCUUCAGGGUAAAGAAGUGGAUGCAAACCUCAUCAAUCUGCCAAGUAGUGCUCUGGGACGAGAUACUGGCAUGGGGAGAAGACCAACAUCAUUUUCAGAUGGAUAUGACUGGCAGACUUCCUGGUCCUAUUCCAAGUACAUAGAAGCCUUGGAGCAGGAGAGAGUACUCCUUAAAACGCAAGAAGAUGUGGAGAAAAAUUCAUCAUCAUUCUUUACAGGUACCUCAUCUACGUCCUUCAUGAAGGCUAGAAACUCUGAAAAACCCACCAUUUCUCCAAAGAGGAGCGUGACUUUGGAGAAACGCUCAGAUCCUCCCAAAGAAACAGAAAGCAGAUUAAAAUCUCCCUGAGGAAGGAAAUGCAGAGACAUUCACCACAGGUGGGCAGGAGACACAGAACUAAUGUGCGUGCAAGGUUUGUACUCAAUUUCCAGAGCAAAGACAACGACUUUGAACAUUAUUAAGAACCAUGAGGCAUUAGUCAAGGGUAGAAAAGAAACAUCUUCCAAUAUAUUCCCUAUCAACAUGAUUGUGAAACUGCCUCUUGUGUCAUUUAUUAGUUUAACAGUACGCCUUGGAGGCUCAGCUUAGAGCAAGAUUCCACUGAAGUAUGCACAAUACAAACAAUGACGUAGUCUUGGUCCUAAUGAUCUUAUAACCAAGCCUAGUUCUUCAGCACCUAAUCUGAUGAAAAAGUAAAACACUGCGUUAACUGAUAGCUCUGAAGCAGAGUGUCUCAGCAUGCUAUGGUCUCAGUACUGCAAUUCACACAGCUUCUGGUCAUCAAGAAUAACCCAUGAAGUGUCUGAACUAUUCUAAAAACAAACCCUAUUGUGAUUUUUUCCCAGUCCAGUCUGAUUCCUGGUCCAAAGUACACCUUCUGCCUCAUUUCUCAGUUUUGAUCCACAUGAAAGACUCAACAUAUAUCAGGACACCGAUCUGAUUGAUAACUUUUGCAAAAUGUCAUUCUUCCUGAGGUGUAAUUCACUGGAAGGCUGCAGGAAUUCAUAGCUCUUGGGUAGCUCUCCCUUCUUUCUUACUUCCUUUUAAAACUUGAGUCUUAAAACUAAGUUGUAAAAAGAGCUGGAACAGAGUUGAUAGUGGGGAGUGAAGGAAGGGCAGGGGCAGAAUUAGCUGCUGGGCAGGGGACAGGAUGAUGAUAGACCUCUCCACAUUUUCCAGACCACUUUAAACACCAGUCCCCAGCCACAGCAUUGUUGGCUCCAUUCUCCUCUACAUGUAACGCAUGUAAGAGAGAAGCAGAUCAGGGAGCUCCAGCUUGCUGAGUUCCUGAUGACUUAUUCCUGAGCUAGGGGUGGGAUUGUCUUCUGCUCCCCCUCCCAACCUCCUGGACAAGAAGAAGGAGCUAUGCAGCCCUCUGUGAGUUAUCAGAAGUCAAGGACCUUCACGUGGAGCUCCUAGAUCACCUGGCCAAGGACAAUUCGUGAGUGUUUUCCUCUUCAGUGUGGAGUGACAGUUGAAGACAACUGACACAAACACAAUGACCCAGAAUUGUAUGGGAUUUCCACCAGAAGUUCCUUUAGAGAACCUGGCAGGGAAGGAACACAUGCACGUUUAUGGCUAUAGCUCUUCUGCCAUAUAACCUCACAGAAAGAACAUGGGAGAUCACUGUUUUGGUUCCUACUUUCCCUACAGUUCAGAUACAGAGUUUGCUUCAUGCUUAUCUCUGUUCCUUCUGUGUCUGGCUUGUUUAAUCUCAAGGUAUUACCCAAGAAGGACAUCUUGAGUAGAAGCCACAACAAGGGAGUAAAACAAAGUUCCUGUUCCUUUUUUUCGUGUUAUCCCAAAUUUCACAGAUGCACUGAACUGUAAUGCUCAGUACAUCUGAGGAGGGAGGAACACAGCAUCUUGCAGUGAGCAGAGCACAUGUGGUGCCGUGUGGCCUACCACUCAUUAAUGUGAAAGGCGAAGAAUCGUCAUGAAACGCCACAAAUGCAGCGCUGUGUGUCAGUCUGAAAAACAUACAAAAGGCCACAUCAUACUGCCACGAUCACUACACUGCAUGCAACCAAACGCUGCAGCACAGCACUUGGUUUCUGUUUUGUCGUACUCUUGCCUUCGUGGCAUUUUGAGACAGA
This is a messenger RNA of Anas platyrhynchos (mallard), 5737 nucleotides long. Lineage: Eukaryota; Metazoa; Chordata; Aves; Anseriformes; Anatidae. The record is from RefSeq and is a predicted model, not a curated record.